This is a messenger RNA of Dovyalis caffra, 207 nucleotides long. The record is from the annotation of a GenBank genome assembly. NCBI's taxonomy places the organism in Eukaryota, Viridiplantae, Streptophyta, Magnoliopsida, Malpighiales, Salicaceae.
AUGGGAAAAAAGAAGAAGAAGAUUAUAUUGGCUAUGAGUUUAUGGAGGGUAGGUGAUUUGGGCAAUGGGGGUAGGUUCUCGUGGUUAGAGGAAUUUGAGAGGGACAAUGUCCCUGUAAAUCAAAAUGGCAUUCUUGCCCUUUCUGCUAAAGAGCAUGACAAGAUCUCUCAUAAGGUCAAACUUGGCAUUGGAGCAGAGGCAUCUUAA